AUGCAAAAGAAAGGUAACAGAUCAUGGAAACUUCUUCGUCUAGCUCUGAUAUGGUUAAGAAAAGGUGCAGAAUCAAGAAGAACACUAGUAAUGGAUCUUCGCAAAUUCAUCAAACUCGUCGGAUGUAAAUCUGAUUCGCCGGCGGUUCUCAGGCGCUACGGCGAAAGGCAAAUGUCUUUCGAUGCAACACCCAUUAUUCAUGUCAAGAUGCACCGACCACGUCAUGAAGUCACCAUCUUCAACAUUCCAUGUAUAAAACCGCCUAAAGUUCAUUUCGAUUAUAUUGAUCAUGAUCAAUAUGAAGAUGAUGAUGAUCAAGAGAGAUUUGGAUGUUCAUACUAUGUUGAUGAAGAUGAUGAAAUUGAUUUAAAGGCGGAACAGUUCAUUACUAGAUUUUACCAAGAAAUGAAGAUUCAAAAAUGA
Molecule: messenger RNA, 423 nt
Organism: Impatiens glandulifera
Lineage: Eukaryota; Viridiplantae; Streptophyta; Magnoliopsida; Ericales; Balsaminaceae
Exons: 1
Coding region: 1-423 (140 amino acids)
Source: RefSeq, a predicted model, not a curated record